CUUGUUCUGGGUUUUAUCUUUUUACUGAUCAUUCUUCAAAACCUGAGGCUGGGUGUGUAUUUAUUAUGGGGUUAUGCGUUAGUACAAAUACAAAACAGCUGAAUAAUUCACUCCAUGGGUGUGAUUGUGUUGACAAAGAUAAGAAUGACAUCGGCAAGGUCUCAUCUGCAAUAGAGCCUUCACAUGGUGAGAUCCUACAAUCACCCAAACUGGAGAUCUUUUGCUUGGAUGAACUAAAAAAAGCCACUAGUAACUUCAGUCAAAAUGCUGUGAUCGGUAAAGGUGGUUUUGGUUCUGUCUACAAAGGGUGGAUAGAGGAGCAUUCAUUAAAGGCUGCUUCCCCUGAGACCGGUACAGCUAUUGCUGUAGCGAUGCUUAACCCAAAUGGUAGCCAAGGUCAACAAGAAUGCUUGACAGAAAUCAAAUACCUGGGGCAACUUUAUCAUCCAAAUCUUGUGAAAUUGAUCGGUUACUGCUUUGAGAAUGACUAUCGGCUUCUAGUCUAUGAGUUUAUGCCCAAUGGAAGCCUGGAGGAUCAUAUAUUCAUCAGAGCAGGGGAGUCCCACAUUCAAGCACUAUCUUGGGAUCGCCGAAUGAAAGUUGCUCUUGGUGCUGCUGAGGCUCUAGCAUUUCUUCAUAAUAAGGUUUAUGCAAUACAUCGAGACAUUAAGAUUUCUAGUAUCCUGCUCGACGCAAAUUAUAACGCCAAACUCUCCGGUUUUGGGUUGGCUAGAGAUGGGCCAACAGGCAGUAAAAGCUAUGUUUCCACAAGGGCCGUGGACACUGAAUAUGCCGCACCUGAAUAUAUUAGAACAGGUCAUCUUAGUAAAAAGUGUGAUGUAUACAGUUUUGGGAUUGUUCUCCUCGAAAUGAUCUCUGGCAGGCGAGUUAUGGAGAGAAAUCGGCAACCCGAAGAACAAAAUUUAGGUACUUGGGCAAGGAACCUUCGUGGACGCAAGGACAUGUUUUCCCAAAUUUUAAAUCCUGCCAUCUCAGGCCACCAUGCCACAACCAAUGUGAUAAAAGUUGCUCAACUUGCAUUAAAAUGUGUUUUAGUGGAACCAAAGCUCAGGCCAGAUAUUGAAGAAGUCGUUGGAGUCCUGAUAGAAGUUCAGGACUUCCAUGGUAGUGAGAGAAGUAGAGGCUCUAAACAUUACAGAUUAAGCAAUAGUUCCAAAUAUCAGGAAACAAGACAAAUGAAGUUUGGAUUCGAGUUUCAUCCACGUAGGCCAUCUACUUCUCUUGUUUCUAUAUAAUAUCUGCACAAAAAUGUGAUACAUGCUUUAGUAUAUAAAGGGAUACAAAAGUUCAUUUGGAUCGGUGUAUAUUCGAAAUGAAUGUGGAUUUUCAUUUG
Messenger RNA from Mercurialis annua (annual mercury), 1354 nucleotides. Its product is annotated as probable serine/threonine-protein kinase PBL10. Lineage: Eukaryota; Viridiplantae; Streptophyta; Magnoliopsida; Malpighiales; Euphorbiaceae. Gene Ontology annotation, biological process: protein phosphorylation. The record is from RefSeq and is a predicted model, not a curated record. Gene Ontology annotation, molecular function: protein kinase activity; ATP binding. Bases 66 to 1256 code for a protein of 396 amino acids. The transcript is spliced from 6 exons.